AUCUCCGUAUCUUUCAAGCAGUUUAAAUGGCAAAUAACAACACGACGACUUUGUGGAAAACAACUGUUAUUGUCAGUACUUCCCUUCAGAAUAAUGAAAUUUCAGUGCUGCUUUUAGCACAAAAACACCUACUUCGUUACUCAGACAGUAUUGAACCUGGUACACUCGUCUUUCCUCUCUCAGGUGUGGCGUUCUUGUUGAUCACUCCAGAGGAAUUUCCUGAAAAGGCUGAGUGUGAAGAAUUCUUUAAAAAGAUUGAAAAGUUCGUCCAGGUCCACAGAAACAGCUUUCUUUUGCUCCAGGCGCCAGCAUAUGGCGCAAGAGAACUGGAGAUUGUGUCUGCAGUGCAGAACAGAUUCUUUGGCAGUAAUCUCAAAGUCUUACCUGUCCGUAGUAAUGGGGAUGCUGUCAAGGGAAUGCUGACCAUCGCUAAAGCCACCAGUAGACCACAUGUGGAUGGUGUGCGGGAGCGGAUGCGUUUAGCUCGAGCUCACAUCAUCGAAAUAAGCCUUGAAACUUUGUUAAAGAAAGUGAACAUUUUUAAGGUCAUUUAAUUUCCAUCCACUUUAUUUGAGUCUUACAGUCGCAAUCCUGAGUCGCACAAACAGCACAAACACUGGCCAUGUGGCCGCACUUCUACACCAACACAUAUAAAGGCUAAUGGCUUUUAUUUUCUAUCCCACUUUUUAAGAAUUUACCUAAAAGUUUUAUUCAAGAAUAACUGCUGUCUCCAGACUAUUUCCUAUUACAGCAUCUAUAAAGACUUUCUAUUAACAAUGCACUCGCUGAACUCUGUCAAAUGUAUAAUAUCUCAUGUGUUUUCCUUGGUGUAAGUAAACAACUUCUUCUUGGCA
Ictalurus punctatus (channel catfish) is the source of this 854-nucleotide messenger RNA. Its product is annotated as protein SPO16 homolog. Lineage: Eukaryota; Metazoa; Chordata; Actinopteri; Siluriformes; Ictaluridae. Gene Ontology annotation, biological process: reciprocal meiotic recombination; synaptonemal complex assembly. The record is from RefSeq and is a predicted model, not a curated record. The coding region runs from base 27 to 554 and encodes 175 amino acids. Gene Ontology annotation, cellular component: chromosome. The transcript is spliced from 5 exons.